ACAAAGACAUAUGAAUUAGUUGAAGUCAUGUGAAUUAAAAGGCUUAGUACUAUUGGAGAGCGAGAAAAGCUGUCAAGAAAAAAUAAGAAAAAUAGAAAUCUAUAAAAUCUAUUUAAAAUAAUAAAACAACAGAAAAUACAAAAGACAUGAGCAAAUGGCGUUACGACCUAGAAUAAAAAAUAUUUUACUUUGAAGCGAAAACUGGAAAGCAACACAUUAAACUACAAUUGAAAACGUCAGAUUCGCAAUGAAAAUUAUUCGUAAAAUAUUGUGUUUACCUGAAGCUAAGCAAGAAGAGAAAGUCGAAAAUGAAAUUAUUUCCCAGUAUAUAGAAACUUCAACUAUACAUGGGAUCAGUAAAAUCAAUCACUCCAAAGUUUCCUACUUUCGAAUUUUCUGGCUGGUGAUUUUUUUUGCAUUUGUUGGCUCGUUGUCGAUAAACUCAUUCAAAAUUUCGCGUAAGUUGUUUGCGUACGAACAUGUUACUGUGGAAAGCGAUAGUAUCCAACAAGGUAGCAUGGAAUUCCCAACAGUGACAAUAUGCAAUUCGAAUCCUUACCCGAUGAACAAAUUGCUACCACUCAUGCGUGAAAUUAAUCCAUACGUGACCAAGCCAGAGGGUAAUGCGAGAAUAAAGGAAUUUGCAGAGACCUUUCACGCUGUGACCAAUCACUUAGCAAAAAAAAGAAACUUAAAUCUUUCCAUGUAUGGGCAAGAUUUUCAAUCUUUCUCUGCACCCCAACAAUGUGUUUUCAAUCAUAAAGAAUGCAACGCGAAUCUCUCUCAAAUCACACUUCCUGAAGGUGGCAACUGUUUUGUCUUCAACAACAAUGGCCAUGCUAGGCAAUCUAGACCUGGCGUGGAUUUUGGGUUUAAGAUUUUCGUCGAUAUCGACCAAGAAAACUAUUUGCCAUACUCUACGUCUAUUUAUCCCGUAGGUGUCAAACUUACAAUAAAUGCAGCAGGCAAUCCAACAGAGAAGCAGAUUCUUGCAAGUCCAAACCAAUUAACGAGGAUAGUGAUUCAGAAGACCAAAUAUCAUAGAUUGAAAUCCCCUUAUCAAGAUAACUGCACGGAUGAUGGGGCAGGUUUGAAAUGGACUUCUGGCAAUUAUUCGGUCAAGUCAUGUCUGUCGUGGUGUUACAUAUCUAAAAUGAGAGAGGAAUGUGGCUUUGUGAGUGACAGUGUAAGCAUAUUUGCAAGACACUUCUUGAAUCUUACUUUAAAAUUCGCAGAGACUACUGAAGAAAUUUCGUGCAUUAAUUCGUACGACUUAGCUUAUAGCAAUGGAAGAUUUCGUUGCGAUUGCCCUCCGUUAUGUGAAGAGGUUAUCUACACUACUUCUGUGUCAACAGCUCUGUGGCCUUCCAAACCCGAAAAGAAAUUUUAUUCUCAAAUUCUGCGUGAAACUUUCAACGUUUCUACACUCACAGAACAAUACAUAUCUGAUAACAUCGUUGGCAUUCAUAUCACCUUCGAAGAUUUCACUGUGAAAUCUACAAUACAUAAGGAGGCUUACGAUUUGACAAUGUUUUGCUCAGAGCUCGGAGGGAACUUCAGCUUGUGGAUUGGAGCGUCCAUUUUUUCGUUGCUUGAAUUGGCCGAAUUUUUGAUGAACUUGUGCUGCGGUAUCGUUUAUAAACUUUUCUGCGGGAAGAAAAAAAACAAAAGUACAACAAAUUGACGUAAGAUAAAAGCAGAAGACAUCUUUUAAAAAAAAUUGAAUUUAUUGACAUUGAUUAAUAUUAUCAUUAUUACUUUAUUACUUGUAGUUAACUCGUGAGAAGUACAAGGGUUCGCCCGUGGACUUCUCACGAGUUAACUACAAGUAUAUUUCUGUCCUCAGAUCAUUACACGUGACACAGAUCCCAGGCAUCGCCAGUACGUGCAUCCUUAGCAAAGAAAUAGGAAUUCGGCUACCAUUUUGAAUAAAAACGCAGAGAUUUUUUUAUUUAUUUACUUUCUUUGACAUUAACUGGUAAAAUAGUAGAGUAAUUAAUAAUAAAUAUAUUUUCUUCACUCUUCCACCUCUCAACAAGCAUACUUUUACUAUCCCAAAAUCUAUUUUUUUGGGCCAACGCACGUUUAUUAAUCAGAAUUCGUUUGAUUAAAGUAAUCAAGGCUAAAUUUCUAAACGUGUAGAAAUAAGGCUGAUGCACGAUCUUUCCCUUGUUUACUCUUUCUUUCUCCCUCGGUAGGUAGGUAGGUAUCCGACAUUUUGCAUUUAGGGGUGUACAUGACUUGGACGUCAAAUCAGAGUUAUUCGUAAUCAGAACUAUUCGUUUUACUACAACACAAACAUUUCUCUCGUAGUAAUUUUUUAGUUAACUUUUUUUGUAUAUUUAUUAUAAUUUUUCGCACUAUGAAUUAAAUAAAAUUAUUUCAGAUUAUAAAAUCAAUUAUAGAAAAGAAACAGGACAAUAGUAGUUUUAAUAGAUCAAAUCACAGUAAAAUUCGCUUAAUACCCUAGUGUGAACCAACCUUACAACCCUAGUGCGAUCCAAGCUUUAACCCUAUUCGGUCCGGGGUUUUUCGAACAUACUAUGACCGGGGGGGGGCGGAUUCCGCCCCCCCCUCAAUAACUUUUUAUAGGGUUGAUCAUAUUGAAUCAAACUUGGCACACUUAUAGUACGUCAUAAAAGGAACAAAAUGGCGCCAAAAAAAAUUUGCUUGCGUCAGCACAUUUUCUGUGACGUCAUCAAAAGCUUAAAAAUUUUUAAAAAUGCCACUAUCUGCUUAAAAUAUAAUUACUUUUGUUCUAGAGCGAAUUUUUACAUUCUGUUUGAAGUUUCUGAAAGCCAAAUAAAAGUUAUUUAACAUAUCUUCCGGUUUUUACAUGGAUCGGAUAAAAAAUUGCCAAAAAUUGCCCGAAAAUCCGUUUUUUUCCGAUUUUCGGGUAAAAUCCGACAAAAUCGGGGAAUCGGAUUAGUCACGUGUUCAAAUUAUUCAAAAUGAUUCUUCUUAAUAAAACAAAGUUGUGUUGCAAGUUUCAAGUUCUAAGGAUAAUCCUAACAGGAGUUAUUAUAUUUUCUCCAUUAUAAGGAUUUCAUAGAGAUUUUUAGGGGUAGUUUCGAGUAAUGGCCAAUAUCAAAGCCUCUGAAAGGUAUGGGACCUAAAAAAUUUACAUGCAGGUGUCUAAUAGAUAAAUGUUAAAACUCAGUAAGUAUCAUAGCCAUAUAACAAAGCAAUCAGGAGUUAUUAAAAAAAACCGUCAGGGGGGGCGGAAUCCGCCCCCCCCGGACCGAAUAGGGUUAAAACUCUGAAGCGAACCAAGCUUUAAAACUCUGAAGCAAACCAAGCUUUAGGCAUGUCGAUUUUUUAAGAAUUCCGAUGAAAACAAAAUCUUUGUUGUCGUAAAGAAAGUGCGUCUAGAUUUUUUCGAUCUUUUGACUUACACCAACCUCAUUCUCAGCGCAUUUUGCAUUUUUCAAUAUAUUUACGUAGCUAUGGUUCCGGGUCCAAUUGACUCUGGGCACACAAUUGACUCUGGGCACACAAUUUACUCUGGGCACACAAUUGACUCUGGACACACAAUUUACUCUGGGCACACAAUUGACUCUGGGCACAUAAUUUACUCUGGGCACACAAUUGACUCUGGGCACACAAUUUACUCUGGGCACACAAUUGACUCUGGACACACAAUUUACUCUUGACACACAAUUUACUCUGGGCACACAAUUGACUCUGGGCACACAAUUUACUCUGGGCACACAAUUGACUCUGGGCACACAAUUGACUCUGGGCACACAAUUGACUCUGGACACACAAUUUACUCUUGACACACAAUUUACUCUGGACACAUAAUUUACUCUGGGCACACAAUUGACUCUGGACACACAAUUUACUCUGGACACACAAUUGACUCUUGACACACAAUUUACUCUGGGCACACAAUUGACUCUGGGCACACAAUUUACUCUGGGCACACAAUUGACUCUGGGCACACAAUUGACUCUGGACACACAGUUUACUCUGGACACACAAUUGACUCUGGACACAUAAUUUACUCUGGACACACAAUUGACUCUGGACACACAAUUUACUCUGGGCACACAAUUGACUCUGGUCACACAAUUGACUCUGGACACACAGUUUACUCUGGACACACAAUUGACUCUGGACACACAAUUUACUCUGGGCACACAAUUGACUCUGGUCACACAAUUGACUCUGGGCACACAAUUGACUCUGGUCACACAAUUGACUCUGGACACACAAUUUACUCUGGGCACACAAUUGACUCUGGUCACACAAUUGACUCUGGACACACAAUUUACUCUGGGCACACAAUUGACUCUGGACACAUAAUUUACUCUGGGCACACAAUUGACUCUGGGCACACAAUUGACUCUGGACACACAAUUGACUCUGGACACACAAUUUACUCUGGGCACACAAUUGACUCUGGUCACACAAUUUACUCUGGACACACAAUUUACUCUGGGCACACAAUUGACUCUGGGCACACAAUUGACUCUGGACACACAAUUGACUCUGGACACACAAUUUACUCUGGACACACAAUUGACUCUGGACACACAAUUUACUCUGGGCACACAAUUGACUCUGGUCACACAAUUGACUCUGGACACACAAUUUACUCUGGGCACACAAUUGACUCUGGACACAUAAUUUACUCUGGACACACAAUUUACUCUGGGCACACAAUUGACUCUGGACACACAAUUUACUCUGGACACACAAUUUACUCUGGGCACACAAUUGACUCUGGGCACGAAGAUAUUUUUAAAGGCUUGUUGACUCAAGAAUUUUGAAUUUACGAGACAAUUAAUUUUACCAGGAAAUUUUAUUGCGAUUUGAAAGAAAUAAGAAAUUUUAUCCACGCAUAGUCACACAAAAGGGAGAGUCUGGGCUCUCAGACCAAUACAGUAAAUGUUAUUUUUUACCGUGUUGGCCCGUAGCCAAAAAAAGGUGCACGAUGACAUUUAAAACAGCUGUUUCUCAAGGUUUUUUUUGGAUCCUGAGAAUUAGGUGUCAAAAUCGUCCUCAGGAU
Messenger RNA from Hydractinia symbiolongicarpus, 5014 nucleotides. RefSeq names its product amiloride-sensitive sodium channel subunit beta-like. The coding region runs from base 248 to 1684 and encodes 478 amino acids. Lineage: Eukaryota; Metazoa; Cnidaria; Hydrozoa; Anthoathecata; Hydractiniidae. Gene Ontology annotation, molecular function: ligand-gated sodium channel activity. Gene Ontology annotation, biological process: sodium ion transmembrane transport. The transcript has a single exon. The record is from RefSeq and is a predicted model, not a curated record. Gene Ontology annotation, cellular component: membrane.